Camelus dromedarius (Arabian camel) is the source of this 5341-nucleotide messenger RNA. RefSeq names its product nudix hydrolase 6 (gene NUDT6). The record is from RefSeq and is a predicted model, not a curated record. The transcript is spliced from 5 exons. Gene Ontology annotation, molecular function: ADP-ribose diphosphatase activity; NADH pyrophosphatase activity; NAD binding. The coding region runs from base 16 to 966 and encodes 316 amino acids. Lineage: Eukaryota; Metazoa; Chordata; Mammalia; Artiodactyla; Camelidae.
ACGGCGGGCGUGGAGAUGCAGCCGUCGCGAAGCGGGAGCUACUGGCGCGCGGUGCUGGCCCGGGCCCGCCGCGCGGUGCUCUUAUCGGGACCCCGCUGGGCCUCGGACGGCUCGGGUUACGCGCAGGAUCCCCUGGCCGGAGCCGGCGAGCUGCCGGGAGAGCUGGACAGAUUCGGGGGCGUCUCGGUGCGCCUGGCGCGGCUGGACACGCUGGACCGCCUGGACCCCGCCGCCUUCAAGAGGGCCUUGCAGGCUGCAGUACAGAAAUGGAGAUCAGAAGGUAGAGUAGCCAUAUGGUUGCACAUUCCCAUCCUCCAAAGCCGCUUUAUUGCCCCUGCCGCUUCCCUGGGCUUCUGCUUUCACCACGCAGAAUCGGAUGCUUCCACGCUGACCCUGUGGCUGGGAGAGGGGCCCAGCAGAUUACCAGGAUACGCGACACAUCAAGUGGGAGUUGCAGGAGCUGUAUUUGAUGAAAAUACUAGAAAAAUAUUGGUUGUACAAGAUCGAAAUAAAUUGAAAAAUAUGUGGAAAUUUCCAGGAGGCCUGUCAGAGCCUGGAGAAGAUAUCGGAGAUACAGCAGUUCGAGAAGUUUUUGAAGAGACUGGUAUAAAAUCAGAAUUCAGGUCCCUCCUAAGUAUUCGGCAACAACACACCAAUCCCGGAGCUUUUGGGAAGUCAGACAUGUAUUUCAUCUGCCGCUUACAGCCAUAUUCAUUCACCAUAAAUUUUUGCCAGCAAGAAUGCUUAAGGUGUGAGUGGAUGGAUCUCAGUGACCUGGUCAAGACUGAAAACACAACUCCCAUCACCAGCAGAGUUGCUAGGCUGCUGCUGUACGGGUACAGAGAAGGGUUUGACAAGAUAGAUCUGACCAUGGAAGAACUUCCAGCAGUUUACACAGGCUUGUUCUAUAAACUCUAUCACAAGGAACUGCCAGACAAUUACAAAACUGUGACAGGAAUGUGUUAAAUUCAUAUUUAUAAGUAGUGGACAUUUGGAUUAAAUAUCUCACUUUAAUUUUCUAAUGUCUAUGAUUUCCAUGAAGAAAACUUGUGUGUGCACAUUUUAAAAGCCUCUUUUCAAAUGAAGCAAACGUUAUCAGAAAGAUUGUAGCUCUAAGUAAGCUUCACUGGAUAAAGGCAAAUGCUAUAUAAAAAAUGGAAAUCUAUAUAUUUUCCAGGAAUUUUUUUUAACUAAGGCAAUGAUUAAAUAUUUUACUAUUAGAUAAAAGGUUAUCUGGCCAGUUAUCCAAACUGAGCAGGUAGCUGUACACAUUUUUCUUCUUUCAUUAACAAAUUUCUAAAAUAUACCUCUUCUUUCAUGUGAAAUGAUCAGAUGCUGCCAUUAAGAUCAGCUCUUAGCAGACAUUGGAAGAAAAAGUAUAGCUUUCUGCCCAGGUCCUGUUUUGGGUCCAAGUUUGUACUGCCCAGUUCGUUUCAGUGCCACAUACCAACUGGAGUAUUUCCUUGACCGGUAAGUAUUGUAGUUAUUAGAUUCCAAUCGUUCAAAAAAGAAACACUCGUCUGUAACACAUUUCUGAAAAAUAAAGGAAAAAUCAGUAGUUAUUAUUCUUUUCAUAAUAAAUAUUUGAUGACAAUACACAGUGCUUUGGGUUUAGCAGACAAUCAAACUAAAGUGAGACAGGCCAAAAUCUGACACGACCUAAUUCUGCAGGAAGAGCAGGAUGGGAGCACAGCAUGUCAGCAGGACAACUUCAAGCACACCUCUCCAGAGGAGCAGUCCAAGGACCAUUCUUCGCCCCACAGGUCAGGUGUAGUAUAGGAACCACAGCAGUUCAGACUUGAAACAUCCCAUGUAUGUAGAUUUUAGUGUCCCCACAAAGAGGUAUAUACAUCCAGUAACAAGCAGCACGCUCCAUUGAGGGAAACCCAAAGCAGUAGCUUCUGCUUAGGUAUUUACGGCCCAUACAACCCCUCUCAGUCUAGUGAUGAAACACUCCUGGAACUACAACCCAGGGGUAACCUUCCCAUAAAGAAAGGUUUUAUUCGUACGUUGCUCACAGAAACAAUUCCUUAAAUUUGAACAAAUGUUUCUAGUGACUAACUAAUGUUGGUUCUAAGGCAUAAAAAGAAUAUUGUAGAGAAAAUAGCUAAUGUAUAUAAUGCCGAAAAUUGUACUGGAACAUUAUAAUAUGGUUAGCAUUCUCAAAAUCAGUAGAUAAUGAAUAAGUAAUGUAGACCCCAUUGGUUUCUGGCAGUCUUUCUUGUGGGAAGGGAAACUACCCUGCCAUUUUACGUCAACUAUGUAGCAGAGGGGGAAAAACAGCUAGCUUUACAAGUAGUUAGACCUGGAAAUACUAUUACAAGUAAUGGAGUCCAAAAUAGGCUGCCACAUUAUUUCAGGUAAAUGUUCAAAAGUCAGUUUCACAAGGGGGCACGUGAUACUUAACCUCUGGCACGGGAGUAGUCAACAAACGACCAUGCUUUAAGGAAAGAGAGGAAAUAUUUUUUUAUGUUACAAUUAGAUGAGAAUGAUCAACUCAUAGAAUACCAUAUAUAUUUACACAUCUCUCCACAUGUAAAUAUAACGUGUACAUAGAUAUAACAUGAAUCUAUGGUUUUGUAUUAAUGAGCAUAUCAGAUUCCAACUAAUUCCUAUAUAUUCAAGUCUAAGAAACCAGGUUUGGGGAAGUCCACAUUCAAGACUGGAGUAUUUUCCCAGAUUUUGGUUCUAAGAUAAACUAAACAAUGGCACAAAGUGUGAGAAAAACACCAGUAAGCAAAACAAUGAAAAGAGAUGGCAUAAUAACCAAAAUGUUUUAAAAGUAAAGGACUGAGAAGGAAACAUAAUACUUAAUAAAAGAUACCUAUGACAGACCCACAGCCAACAUAGGGAAAAGUUGAAAAGAAAGCUUUCCCACUAAAAUCUAGAACAAGACAAGGAUGCGCACUCACCCCUUCUAUUCAACAUAGUAUUUGAAGCACUAGCUACAGCAAUCAGAAAAAAGGGAUCAAAAUUGGAAGGGAAGAGGUAGAAUGUCACUAUAUGCAGACAACAUGAUACUAUAUAUAGAAAACCCUGAAGACUCCACAAAAAUGACUAGAGCUUACAAACAAAUUCAGCAAGGUAGCAGGUUACAAGAUGAACGUACAGAAAUCUGUUGCAUUUCUUUACACUAAUAAUGAAAUAUCAAAAAAAAAUUUUUAAACCACUUUAAAAAUUGCAUUAAAAAAAACUUAGGAAUAAACCUGACCAAGGAGGUGAAAGGCUUAUACACUGAGAACUCUAAAACACUAAUAAGGAAAUUAAAGAUGAUUUAAAGAAAUGGAAAGGUAUCCCAUGCUCUUGGAUCAGAAGAAUUAAUACUGUUAGAAUUGGGCAUACUACCGAAAGCAAUCUACAGAUUUAAUGUGCUCCCUAUCAAACUACCCAGGACAUUUUCCGCAGAAAUAGAACAAAUAAUUAUAAAAUUUAUAUGGCAUCACAAAAGACCCAGAAUUGCCAAAGCAACACUGAAGAAAAAGAACAAAGCUGGAGGCAUAAUUCUCACAGAAUUAAAUCAAUACUACAGAGCUACAGUAAUUAAAACAGUGUGGUAUUGGCACAAAAAGACAUGGACCAAUGGAACAGAAUAGAGAGCCCAAGAAUAAACCCACACACCUACAAUCAAUUGGUCUUUGACAAAAGAGGGAAGAAUACACAAUGGAGAAAAGAGUCUCUGACUAGUGGUGCUGGGAAAGCUGGAUAGCCUCAUGUAACCAAUGAAGCUAGAGCACUCCCUCACACUAUAUACAAAAAUAACUCAAAAUGGCUUAAAGACUAAGUAUAAGACAGGACACCGUAAGUCUGGAAGAAAACAUAGGCAAAACAUUUUCUGACAUAAUCAGCAAUGUUUUUCUAGGUCAGUCUACUGAGGCAAAAAUAAACCAAUGGGACCUAAUCAAACUUACAAAGAAAAGGAAACCAUCAACAAAACAAAAAGACAACCUUGAAUAUAGGAGAAAAUAUUUGCAAAUGAUGCAACUGACAAGGGCUUGAUUUCCAGAAUAUAUAAACAGCUUACACAACUCAGUAACAAACAAAAAAAAAAAAAAAAAUCAAAAAAUGAGCAGAAGACCUAAACAGACAUUUCUCCAAAGAAGACAUAUAGAUGGCCAAUAGGCACAUUAAAAGAUGCUUAAUAUUGCUAAUUAUCAGAGAAAUGCAAAUCAAAACUACAAUAAAGUAUCAUCUCACACAGGUCAGAACAGCUAUCAUUUAAAAGUCUACAAACAAGAAAUGCUGGAGAGGAUGUGGAGAAAAGGGAACCCUCCUACACUGCUGUUGGGACUAUAAUUUAGUGCAGCCACUAUACCAAACAGUAUGGAGAUUCCUUAAAAAAAUUAGUUACCAUAUGAUCCAGCAGUCCCACUCCUAGGCAUAUAUCCAGAGGAAACUAAUUCAAAAAGAUACAUGCACUCCAGUGUCCAUAGCAACACUAUUUACAAUAGCCAAGACAUGGAAGCAACCUAAAUGUCCAUCGACAAAUGAAUGGAUAAAGAAGCUGUGGUAUAUUUAUACAACAGAAUACUACUCAGCCAUAAAAAAGAAUAAAAUAAUGCCAUUUGCAGCAAUGUGGAUGGACCUAGAGGUAAUAGAAAGUGCAGUAAGUCAGAGAAAGACAAAUAUUACAUGAUAUCACUUACAUGUGGCAUCUAACAAAAAUGAGACAAAUGAACUUAUUUACAAAACAAAGUGACACAGACAGAAAACAAAUUUACAGUUACCAAAAGGGAAGGGAGGGAGGAAGAAAUAAAUGAGGAGUUUGGGAUUAGCAGAUACAAACCACUAUAUACAGAAUAAACAACAAGGUCCUACUGUAUAGCAUAGGGAACUACAUUCAGCAUCUUGUAAAAACCUAUCAUGAAGAAGAAUAUAUAUAUAAAUAACUGAGUCACUAUGCUGUACACCAGAAACUAAAAUAAAAUUAUAAAUCAAGUAUACUUCAAUUUAAAAAAAGGUUCCAUUUAAAAAAAAAAAAAGUAAAGGACUGAGAAAGACCUAAAAGUAAAUAACAUGUAUCUCAGUCUAGAUCUAAAGUAAGGAUGUGGUGUUAGCUCCUGUAAUCUGCUUCUAGAGUUAAGAAUCUUACUGGCUAUUUACUUGGCUUUAAUAUUUCGACCACUGUUAACUGCACUUUUAAAAAUUGAAACACCAACUUAUCUAAUUUGCUCAUUUUUUUACAACUUACUAAGAAAGCAACUUAAGACUUUCUGAUACAAAUAAAUCACAGGUAGCCUUACAAAGAAGCAUAAAGACCCAGCUAUACGAUACACAGGACUGUCCUGUGGUGUUCAAAGAGAUCCAGAUGUGAUAACAAUGGAACACUUAUUCCUAGAGUAAU